This is a messenger RNA of Lepisosteus oculatus (spotted gar), 6399 nucleotides long. RefSeq names its product polypeptide N-acetylgalactosaminyltransferase 17 (gene galnt17). Gene Ontology annotation, biological process: protein O-linked glycosylation. Gene Ontology annotation, cellular component: Golgi apparatus. The record is from RefSeq and is a predicted model, not a curated record. Lineage: Eukaryota; Metazoa; Chordata; Actinopteri; Semionotiformes; Lepisosteidae. Gene Ontology annotation, molecular function: polypeptide N-acetylgalactosaminyltransferase activity.
CAACUCAUUCAGAUCUGGAGUGCAAAGUGUAUUUAGGGUAAUCCAAUCCACUCCAUGUUUUCCUCUAGUUUUUAUCCAAGUAACCGCUAUCUCAUUCUCAGACGGAUUCAAGGAAAGGGAAAGGGAUAAAAUUAGAAGAAAGACGUCUCGACAACGAAAAGGACUUGCUAUAAAAACCCCAGCUGAUGCGAUGCUUUAAUUUAUUUUUUUUGCGACGUGAUUAACGGACUCAAUUGAGGAGACGCUGCGUCUACAAUCUUACACCUCAUUUUAGCUGAGGUUAAAGAACCUUUGCCAAUACCAUGAUGUGAUGUUUACAGAGAGCUUAAGUAUUUAAAAAAAAUAAAAUGGGAUAUCAAAUGCGUGGAAUCGAGUACGUGUCGUUGAUCCCAUUUUAUUUGAUUUUUUGCGUUUUUCCACUUUUUGUUUUGAUUCCGCUCGGGCGAUGUUUGUGCGUUUAAAACGUACAGCGCUGUUCAGUCGUGCAUUCGGAAUAGACAUCAUAAAAAUGACUUCUGUAGUAUGCAAUCGGGGGUGGUAGCUGUUAAUUACAGUAUCAUCUUUACUAAAAUGAUUUCUCUCUUGAAAUCUUGCCAGGCGGCGAAAACGGACUGCUCCGUCCAUCUGUACGUUUCGUAAAUUUUGCAAUAUUGCAUGCCUGCCCUUUUAUAUACCACAACGACUGUUAGAAUUGUUUUGACAAGACGAAUGAAUCCCAGAUCAACAACGAAUCGCUGAGACUUGGCUUCGCAGAAUCCUCCACCAUAAAAGACAGUAUUCCGCGGAAUGGCUCGAGUUUGAUUAGUAAAUGUUACUCUAGUGAUCCUUCUUUGCUUAUACCAAAGUUACCCAAAAAAGGACAGCAUCUGUAUUUGUGUUUUAAAAAAAAAACCGUCUCUGGGGUUCCUCAUCUCUACGACAACUUUAAUGGCUUUGGUUCCGAGAAGAUGGAGAAUGUUAUUGGUGCUGAAUUUGUUAGCAGUGGUCGGGUUUAUGACUUUUUGGGUCAAAUGUAAUUCGAGGGCGGUACAAGACAUCGACCAGGACACCUCAGCGCAUCUGAAUAGGAACCAUCACUACGACCUUACAGCUCAUGGUUCAAGCAUCAGCCACGAAAUCCUAUUGAAGAGACUGGGGUCCUUAGAGGAAGUGGUCUAUAGGCAGCUAAAUGGUUUGUCAAAGUCUCUUGGGCUUAUUGAAGGCAAUGGGGGGCUGGGAAAAGGUGGUCUGCCAGCAACCCUGACCCCGGCUGAAGAAAUCAAAGCUAAAGGCUUGAGAGAGAAAUAUGGCUACAACGCCUAUCUGAGUGAGAAAAUCUCCUUGGAUAGAUCCAUCCCAGACUUCCGCCCAAGCAAAUGCAAGGAAGUGACUUAUCCUAGGAAUCUUCCUCAGAUUUCUCUCAUUUUCAUCUUUGUGAAUGAAGCCCUGUCCGUGAUCCUGCGUUCCGUCCACUCUGCUGUCAACCACACUCCAGCCCACCUCCUCAAGGAGAUUAUCCUGGUGGAUGACAACAGUGAGGACGAACAACUGAAGGGGCCGCUGGAGGAAUAUGUCAACAAGCGUUACCCUGGUUUGGUCAAGAUUGUCCGAAACCCCAAGAGAGAAGGACUGAUUCGCGCUCGUAUUGAGGGGUGGAAGGUUGCCACAGGGGAGGUUACUGGGUUCUUUGAUGCUCAUGUGGAGUUUACACCUGCAUGGGCUGAACCAGUUCUGUCAAGAAUUAAAGAGAACUACAAGCGGAUUAUUCUCCCUUCCAUUGAUAACAUCAAGCACGAUACAUUUGAACUGGAACGGUAUGAAAACUCUGGGCAUGGUUACAACUGGGAGCUUUGGUGUAUGUAUAUUAGCCCUCCGAAACAAUGGGUGGAUGCAGGAGAUACUUCAGCACCAAUCAGGACCCCUGCUAUGAUAGGUUGCUCCUUUGUGGUUAACCGGAGUUAUUUUGGGGAGCUGGGUUUACUUGACUCUGGUAUGGAUGUAUAUGGAGGAGAGAACAUAGAACUGGGCAUCAAGGUUUGGUUGUGUGGAGGAAGCAUGGAAGUGCUGCCAUGCUCUCGCGUCGCCCACAUGGCCAGGACUAAGAAACCAUAUCACAACAACAUCGGGUACUAUGCCAGAAGGAAUGCCCUCCGUGUGGCUGAGGUCUGGAUGGAUGACUACAAGUCUCAUGUGUACCUAGCGUGGAAUAUUCCCAUGGAGAAUCACGGGAUAGAUUAUGGAGAUAUCUCAGAAAGGGUAGCCCUAAGGAAGAGGCUCCAGUGUAAAAAGUUUGAGUGGUAUCUGAACAAUGUGUACCCGGAGCUGAGGAGAUACAAUAAUACCGUAUAUUAUGGGGAGAUUCGUAAUGACAAAGCCUCCCAUCUGUGUGUUGAUCAAGGACCCAAAGCAAAUCACACAGCUACUCUGCAUCCCUGUCAUGGGUGGAGUCCUCAACUUGGAAGGUACACUAAGGAGGGGUUCCUGUAUCUAGGCCCACUGGGAAGUAUAUGGGAAGAUACACGAUGUGUAGUAGAUGACAAAAUAAGCAGGUUCCCUCAGCUUCUGGACUGCGAGAAAAUCAGUCACCUUCAGCAGAAAACAUGGCAUUUCUCCCAGAACGAAGCAAUCGUUAAUAAGGAGACUGGUCGUUGUUUGGAAAUAACACCCGCCAAUGAGGGAUUUGGGUACUUGCUUGUUCUACAGCCCUGCACUGGCCAAAAGUGGACCAUCAAGAACUCUUUGAAGCACUUGUGACAGGAUAUCAACGCCCACUUUCUCUUCAAAAAAAGUAUUUUUCAUAUCGAGCAUGGAUCAUUUUUUCCCCAUAGACCUCCCACAACAGAUGUACAGAUUAAAAAAAAAUAAACGCCUACAAACUGUUGUAAUUUCUGAAUUCAUUCAUCAGAUUUCUAAUGAACAAGUACAAGUUCAUCACUUUUAAAUAGCCACAGCUAUUCUGAACACUGUCUGUGGGAGUGGUGAGAGAGAACUGGCAAAUGACGGGGAAACGUUCUGCAGGAGUUUUGCAGCUCCCUGACCCAGAAGACAAAGCCUACAAGUGUAUAGAAGGAUUUCUCAUUUCAGGAGAUUUUUCAUUAAAUUGAGAAUGGAAAUUUCCUGGCAAUUACUGGGUCAACAUCGACUGCUUGUUGGGGGCCUUUCUGCAUUUUUUUUAGAUUUCCCCUAUCUCCCAGACAGGGGGCGCUGUGGAGUGCUGAUUUGCUGGGCAUUUGUGCAGCCUGUCCCAUUGAUUGAGGUAUCGAUCUUUCAAAUCAAUUCAAGAAAUGAGGAGCUGAUUGUUGUGAAAUUUUCCAGGGGAGUGGUUUGGAGAAGCUUAAGACUGAACAGCUCUAGUCUAAUGCUGUUGUUCCAUUAACCAGUUAGGUCUUUAGCCUAGACAGUAGGGUAAUUUAGGUAUGCUAAUAUUCACACACUCUUGAGAAUUCUUACUUCCUCCCUGACCUCCUGGCAUUUAUUCUAGCUUUGGGAUUGUUAGAGGCAAAUUAAAGAAUUCCAUUUUCAACCUGAUUCAGUCGAGCAAUUAAUGCUUUCCAAAGAUUUCCUUUUGAGUUCUUCGGGGACAGGGCUGCUGUGACUUUUCUUUAACUUGUAUGUUCAGGGCUGUAGAAUUAAAACAAUUGCAGAAUACAGAUUUUCCUACAUUGAUGACAGGUGGGAAAGGAACUGAAACUUCAAUCUGAAUCGACCACUCAAUGGAAAGAAUCUGUGGGAUUGUGUCGGGCUGGGACUGUUCAAUGCUUUGAUCAAUGGUUACAAGCCUUUUCUCAACUCGUUUGCCUGGAAAUUCUCCUAAAUGCUCUUUCUAACCAGAGCAUUUUGAAGGCAGAAGAUAAACGGUUGAUCAGGAGAGAGCAAAGGAAAGUCUCUGCAAGUUCUCGGAUAGGUGGUCUCUCAAUAUGAUCAAUGUGGGGGGGUUUUCAGAAGGAGACAUAUCUAUUAUAAGGCUUACUGGGUCAAAUACUGUAAACCUUCAGCUCUGGACAGUUGACGCGUGCCACUGGAGCAGUUGAUUCAAGUGGUAAAAAAAAAUCUUCAAGAGAACUGAUAGACUCAAAACGUCUCCACAAACAAGGUGGAAAAAAAACUGAAAACAGAAAUUGUGCUAUUUGGAAAGCUGAUGACCUCUCUUUCUGAAUUGAAAAGCGAGAUACUUUAAAAUAAUGUAUCAAACAUGGAGUCUAUUUUUUCUUCCAUGAUCUAGAUGUUCUAGAUUUCUUGACCAGCAAGCGUACAGUGUAGUGUAUUAAAAUCCACCAAGGAACUAUUUUAUAUGCAGCACUUAUGUGUACUCAUUGUACACGUACUGGUUGCAUUAUUUGAAAGCAAUAACUACUUGCCGAUGAAGGCCAUUCUUGACACAUUGCUGUAUUUGUCUCUUAACACCAGAGUUUUCAACCCAUUGGUCCACGGACAGCUCUGAUGUAACAUUACUUAUUAAAUUGUGGUCUUGCUCUGAACUGCUUUUUAGCCUAAGCACUCCCCAGAGGAGGAGAGCCUUAAGGAUCUGGUCCCUGGUCCAAGAAAGGUUGAGAAACACUGGCUUAGAAGAGAUCUAAGAUGUCUUAGGAGGUGAAUGCUUUACAACUCUGUCCUUUUCUUGGGUCUAAUAAAACAGGUUUUAUCUGGAGGUGACAAGUAUUGAAGUCCAUCAACAGCAUUAAUUCUAUGGAUUUAAAUGUAUUGAAUAAAAUCUAAAAAAUGUAGAUCUGUGAUUAUAAUUUUAAAAUUUUAUUUGAAAUACUUCUCAGCCUAUUUGAUUUUAAUGAUUGUUGUGGUACUGUAUGCAUUACUCAAGGUGACUAUUACAUUAGAUUCUGUUUUAGAAAGUGAUCUUCAGUUUCAGCAGUUGCUAAUUAAUUGCAGACAAAAAGCUCUGUGCCAUUGGACUACUUUUACAUCCAAGCAUUUAGGGUCAGAUUAACUGCCUCGUCACUGUCAUUCUUGCUAGUGUUGCUGUCACAGGUCUUGAGCCCUUGGCUUGAUUCCAGAUGGGUCCUUUUAUGCAUCAAGCAUGGGUCAUCUUUAUUUUCUCCAGACCCUCUACAAGAGAUGUACAGAUGUGUGUUCUGUGUGCAAACUGUGGCACGGAGUUUGCAUGUUCACAUGGGUUUUUCCAGGUGAUCCCAUGUGCCAAAGACAUGCUGGCUAGUCUAACUGAUGUCUCUAAAUUGUCCCUGUGUGCAUGUGUGUGACCUGAAAUGGACUGUCAUUCUAUCCAGGAUGUAGUCCCACAUUGUGCCCUAUCUGGGAUAGGUCUGGAGUUGUUGAGACCCUAAGCAGGAAUAAAUGGCUUUUUAAUAAUCGACAUAUUAACACAAAAACUGAUAAUAUUUCCUUCAAUAUAAGAUAUGAACAGUUUCAAAUAUUGUUCAAGCUGAGAGAAUUAUGAUCAAAUAAUAGUUUGGUUCCUUUUUAAAAGUGACAGAGGAAAAGCCAAAAUCUUCUUCAUGUUAAUAGUAGAAUCCAAUUCCAGGUGGUCUCCCAUUAUACAGCAUUUAUAACAAUUGUCACAGCACAGUCACAGUUUUUGCUGCAAGGGAACAAUUUUCAAUGCUAAAAAUGUUUUAAUGUAAUGAAUAUAAAUCAAGAGAAUGAAAAAAAUAAAAUACUCAAAGCUGUACUAUUAACAGCUAUUAAACAAAAUACUUAAAACUAUUACUACCACUAUAACCGACAAUAACUAAUGAGGACGGUAGCAAACAAAGCUCAGGGAGAUCAUAACUGGAUCGAAACCAACUGACACUAUCAGAUUUUUUCAUUUGAAUUUAAUGAACCAUAUAAAAGAGGUGAUGUUUAAAAAUUAAAUUUACAAUAUUGUUGCAAAAACGGAAAAAAAACAAACACAUUUAUACUGUUUUUUGCUCUAUGGUCCAUACAUAAAUAUAUAUUUUUAAAACACCGAUAUACUGUAUAUUAAGGUUCUUGUAACUUUCCUGUCUUAUGUGUGCAAAAGCUUUGCCAACUUCAAUAUUUCUAGCGUUUCUGUUAUAUUAGAAAAAGACAUAGAUCUAAAUGUUGCUUUGCCAGUAACUGUUUAUAAAGCCUGAAUUUUCAUUUUUUAAUAUUUUCUCCUAAAUGUUUUAAGACUUUCUGUUCUGUUGCAAGAAUUGCUGAAAUGCUUUUUGAGAUGUAGAAUAAUCACCACAGAAGAAGCUUUACGAGCUUUUUCUCUAGAAUAACUAGACUCAAAGAAGUAUGAUGGGCUCUUCAGCUUCCUAGUAAAAGACACAGACAGCAACGCCCUUUCAGGUACUAAAAAACUGUAUUAUUUUAGGAUUUGUUUAGCUAACUUUAGUGGGUUGUGUUAUUAUUGUAAAUGUGUAGUACUAAAGAGUGCAUCAGGUUGUGGUUUAUAUUUGUCAAACUUGUCUUCCAAAAGAAUAAAGGACUUAUGAUUAA